Molecule: messenger RNA, 3849 nt
Organism: Penicillium verrucosum
Lineage: Eukaryota; Fungi; Ascomycota; Eurotiomycetes; Eurotiales; Aspergillaceae
Product: EF hand domain protein
Exons: 6
Coding region: 1-3849 (1282 amino acids)
Biological process (GO): endosomal transport; endocytosis
Cellular component (GO): plasma membrane; cytoplasm
Molecular function (GO): protein binding; calcium ion binding
Source: RefSeq, a predicted model, not a curated record
AUGGCUGAUACCGCCCAACGACACCCGAACCUUCACCUCACUCCUGAGGAAAAGCGCGUUUUCUUCCAGCUUUUCCAGGCUGCUGAUACCACCAACCUCGGCGUAAUCACUGGUGAAAUCGCCGUUCCAUUCUUUGAGAAGACUCACUUAUCCCCUGAUACUCUCGGCCUGAUAUGGCAAAUUGCGGAUAAAGAGAACAGGGGUCUUCUGACCCCGUCUGGCUUUGGUAUUGUUCUGAGGUUAAUUGGACAUGCCCAAGCUGGCCGCGCGCCUUCCGACGAGUUGGCUCUACAAUCUGGCCCUCUGCCUCGUUUUGAUGGAAUUGUGGUCGACACAACGGCAAGCAUCCCGGAAUCGGGAACCAAAAGCCCUCCACCUGGACCGGGUGGUCCUAUUCGUGUUCCUCCACUUCAGCCGGACGAUGCCAACAAAUUUGUUUCGCUGUUCGAGAAGUCGGACGUUAAGAAUGGGAUGAUCUCGGGUGAAAUCGCAAAACAGAUCUUCGAACGCGCCCGGCUUCCCAAUGAGGUUCUGGGUCGUAUCUGGUUUUUGUCUGACACCAAGCAGCGCGGUGCCUUGGAUGCCACCGAGUUCACCAUUGCCAUGCAUCUCCUGACAUCAUACAAAUCUGGUGCUCUACGCGGCAUUCCAGCGACCCUCCCACCUGGUCUGUACGAUGCAGCAGCUCGAAGGGGAUCCGCCUCGCGUGCGUCUUUUGGGCCGAGACCCGAUGUGCCCCCCAUCCCGGCCAUUCCCCAGCAAUUUACUGGCCCUCAGCGAACCACAAGCCCCAUGAACCAAGCCAAUCGUUCGCCUUUUGUAGGCUCUCUUUCCGCCCAGACCACUGGCGGUGACUGGCUGAUUACUCCACAAGAGAAGGCCCAGUUUGAUAGCAUUUUCGAGACUGUUGAUACAGCAAAUUUGGGACUUAUCACUGGAGACCAGGCUGUUUCUUUCUUCAUGAAAGCUCAGCUUCCCGAAGAAACCCUUGCUCAAAUCUGGGACCUUGCGGAUAUCGACGCAGAUGGCCAGUUGAGCCGGGAAGAAUUUGCCGUCGCUAUGUACUUGGUGAGAUUGCAGCGUAGCGGCAAGGAGCAGCUGCCACAAGUGGUACCUCCCGCGCUCAUCCCGCCCAACAUGCGCCGCCAAGUGCCGGCACCAGUAGCAGCUCCCACACCUCCCCAGGCACCCGCCCCAGCUGUUCGGACAGCUGCCGACGAUUUGUUCGGCCUCGAUUCGCCUGCACCGCCAUUUGCCCAGCCUCAGAUGCCUCAGUCUACCGGAGGCUCCAAUAAUGCUUUCCAAACCCCGGGGUCGCCUUCCUCUAGGGCAUCCCCUCAGACGGCAUCGCACACCUUCAAGCCUUUUGUUCCAACUUCUACAUUUGGCCAGAGCCUGCAGCCUCAGAUCACUGGUGCAUCAGCCGGAACCCCGGCCGCAGUUCGCUCCCCCCCACCUCCCUCGGAUGAUCUCCUUGGUGACAAUGACCCCGAAGAAUCAAGCAAGUUGACCAACGAGACCACUGAGCUCGCGAACUUGUCCAACCAAAUCGGUUCUUUGGCCAAGGAAAUGCACACUGUGCAGGAGAAGAGGACCUCUGCUGAACAAAACAUUACACAAACUUCGCAGCAGAAGCGUGACUUCGAGGCACGUCUGGCACAAGCACGGUCCAUGUAUGAGCAAGAGGUUACCAACUUCAAGGCACUUGAGGAGCGUCUUAAGUCAUCCAAGGCAGAGACACAGAAGCUGCAGCAGGAAUAUGCAUUGCUGGACGGCAGCCGCCAGGAUCUGCACAACCAAUACACGCAAGUUUCGACUGCCUUGGCUUCCGAUGAGCAGGAGAAUGCUAGCCUGAAGGAGAAGAUCCGCCAGGCCAAUGCCGAAGUUGCCCAGCUUAAGCCGGCACUAGAGAAGGCGCGAUCUGGUGCGCGCCAACAGAAAGGUCUUGUUGCCAUUAACAAAAAGCAAUUAGCUACCGUUGAAGGCGAACGAGACAAGCUCCAGGGUGAAAUUGACGGCCUGGCUAGUGAGACUCCACAGUAUUCUGAGGAGUCUGCGACACCGGCCGGCAGUGUGUCUGAGGUUGUAAGCCCUGCUGACUCUACGGCAAGCCAAAACACAAACCCAUUCUUCCGUCGAACAGGUAGCUCAAGUGAGCAGGCACGGUCCCCCGAUGUCUCGAAUGAUCAGCAAAGGGCAUUUGAUAGUCUCUUCGGACAGUCAUUCGCAGCUGCCCCUGCUGCUGGGCCACCACCCACUUCGUUCCGCUCCGAGUCGCCACAAGUUGCGGUCACAUCUCCUGGUACCUCAGCUGUUCCGACUCCAUCAGUCUCUCCUCCCCCUGGGUCUUUGCCUGGCGCAUUCCCUGCUGGGCCCUUCUCUGAGCCACCGCCUGCGACCCAGUCCCGCCAACUGACCCCAAACUUCCUGCAGUUCAACGAUAAUCAGUCCGUGACUUCGUCUACUAUGGUCUCACCUCCCGCCAGUCGAUUUGGUGGCCCUGAACCCUCUGGAUUUGAUACGCUUUCUCAGGCGGCUACCAGUGAGUAUGGACCUCAUUCUGUGGCCGAAUCCAGCGACUACAGUCGUGCACCAACCUCGACAGUUGGAGGUACCCCGGUUCGGUCUCCGUUUGAAGAGGAAGGACCAGACACCUCGGCUAGGCUCCCUGAGGCCCCAGCCGCAACUGCCCCAGCCGAGACUAUUCAGCUUCCCGAAUCUGCAACACCCCCUGUCGCCAAUGAGAGCCAGGUGGAAGGCAGCAAGGACCUAAGCUUCGAUGAACUGUUUGGCAGCAAGGCACACAAACGGUCGGAAUCCCAGCAAGGUAACGACUUCGAGGAGGCGUUUGCUUCUAUGAAGCACGUGCCUGGAGCUGAGCAGACAAAUGGAGGUGCAGCAGCCCGUCCAUCGGAAUUCCCCCUAUUCAAGAGCUACACCACGACGAUGAGGAAGAUGAGAGCUCCGAUGACGAAGAUGCCUUUGGGUUCGAUGACAAUUUCACGCCUCCCGUACCAGUUGCCAAAAAAGGAUACCCAGCAGGAUUCCAUUGACGCCGCUCAACUGGCUGCUUUCCCCGCCCCGGGAAACUCAGCCAAACCCCCGUCUCCUGGGGCACUGCCGAACCCUCCAGAGUAUGAAGGUCCCAAAGAAGAUAACGUUCAUCUUCCUCCUCAAUUCUCUGGUCUUUUGCCUGAUCGCGCUGAUCCCACCGUUGCACCGGAUGCACCUCAUUCACUGGACCACACCACUGGUGCGCCAGUCGUAAGCAACGAGACCCAACGAGAGUCAGUCUCGGAUGCUGCCAUCCCGGCCGGUGGAGCGAAGGUGGGGGGACCGGACUUUGAGGCAGCCUUCGCUGGAAUGAACCUUGCGCCGGCAACCGAAGCUGAUGACGAUGACGACGACGAGCCACAGAGUCAAGAGGCCAAAAACACGACCGACUUUGACUUCUCUUUCGACUCCCCGUCCCAGAAGCAGCAGGCUGUCUCCGGUGCCGAUGUUAGCCAAUCCAGCUCCUCUCAGUUCUUCGCUUUCGACAACAACGUCCACGCACCUGCCGCCCCACCUGUCGGAUCGCCUAGCGAGGGAGAAUCCAAGCCGGCUGCGCAUGAAUGGGACGCGUUAUUUGCGCCCCUUGACAACCCCAAGGCCGACACCGGUGAAAACCCGAACGGAGCGAAAUCCAAGCAGCCGGGAUGGGCUCUGAACAACGACACCGGUGAAGAUGACCUGAUCCUUCAGCGGCUGACCGGCAUGGGCUUCACGCGGGAUGAGUCUCUCGAUGCCUUGGAAAAGUAUGACUACAACCUUGACAAGGCUGCGGACCACUUGACUUCGAAGACUUGA